Molecule: messenger RNA, 639 nt
Organism: Mesorhabditis spiculigera
Lineage: Eukaryota; Metazoa; Nematoda; Chromadorea; Rhabditida; Rhabditidae
Source: the annotation of a GenBank genome assembly
AUGACACCUGAGGAAAGGAGGGCGUACAACCAGCGCCGGGCUGGCCGACGGACUGGCAAGGGCGUGAAAAAGGAGAAGGAGGCCAACGACCUGCUACUCGAGCUCAUGGACGCAGAAGAUGUGAAAAAGAACAAAGUGAAGGCCACGAAUGCACAGAAGGCUGCGGCUGCGCGGGCUAGAUACCAUCAAAAGUCUGCAGAGGAGAAGCGUUUGCUAAACCUGAAGCGCACCGAGGCCUUCCGGCGGAAGCGCAUGGAAGAAGAGCUGACGCUCGCCCUACAAGGAAGCCCGGAAGCCAUGAGCGAAGAGAAACGGGCUCGUAUUAAGAAGAUCAAAGAGGCCAAAGCUCGCCGAUCGGAGCUCUCUCGGAAGCGCUAUCAUAAUAUGUCUGUCGAGGAGCGGAGGGCUUAUAACACGAAGCGCUACAACCGAUUGCGAGCUGAUCAGGCUGCCGACAUGACCCUGUCAUCGAUAGAUUUGGAAUUCCUUCGAAAUCAUGCCGCUGAACAGGGAUUGAGUGAAGCUUACCUAGAGGACAAGAAGCCGGCGAAGGCCAAGCCAAGCCCGAAGAAGCCGACCCCGAGCGCCUCCAGCUCGCGGGAAAACGAGGCUCACCUUCGCCGCAGUGCCCGUCUUCGG